ACGCGAUACACGUUCGUUUGCGAUGUUCAUUUAAUACGUUCGAGUCAAAGUUUGUGCGUGCAUGCCGUGUAAGUUGAACAGACGACGUUUCGCAAGCGUUUGAAGGGUUGAGAGCGAUCGAAACCGACGUCGUUCUCUUCCUUCGUUCUACCCUCGUUCAAACAAUCGUCCGAUCUGCGAUUCUGUCGCAGAGUGCGUUCCACUGUGAGAACCGACCAGUGUUUAGUGUUUUGAUUUGUCAAGCAAGUGGGACAAACACGUCAAGGGAAGAGUCGUUGCGAGUGUGCGAGGCUACAGGUUAAGACAGAAAUAAAAAGAGAGGGAUAGGAAACGAAAGACUGAGACGGUGUAGUGGACGACGGGAUAGUACAAUUGACAGGGAAGAUGGCGCGAGGUGCGGACGAGGAUUAACACUGACCCAUUUUUCCGCGCGAAAUCGCUUGGUUUCGCUUUAUCGUGCAAUUAAGGGACCACUAAGGUUUUCGAACCAAGUGCAGAGAAGUCGGUUCCUGUUAAGUGAAUUGAACUGAAAGAAAAGGAACGGAUAGUUCGCCAUAGGUCGCAGUGUAUCUACCGUGCGGUGCGCGCGUGUGCCCUGUUUUUGCGUAAGUGUGAGUAUCCUCUCCUACGUGUGUGGGUCUUGUAGGGCUAACAUCGCGAAGGAUUGAAUAGAGACUAUUGUGGACCGAUCCGGAGGUUACGAUAAAACAGAAAGUGUGCGAAAAAAACAAACAAAAAACAAACGGUGCUGGAAUACCAAUCGAAGUACGUAGAAGAUAACAAAAAUUCUGAAGAGUCCGGAAUUUCGUGGGGCCUUGGCUGGCUCGGCUGUGGGAGAGGACAAACGAAAACGAAGACGCAGUCUUCUGGAACUUCUCGAGCUGCGUAGAUCCGUGGCUGGCUUGAGAACGAGCGUGGCUGCUAAGAUGGGCAACAAUGCCGCGACCGCGAACAAAAAGGUUGACGCUGCCGAGAGCGUCAAGGAGUUCCUCGACAAGGCAAAGAAAGAGUUCGAGGACAAGUGGAAGAGGAACCCGACAAAUACCGCUGGUCUCGACGACUUUGAGCGGAUCAAGACGCUCGGUACCGGCUCAUUUGGCCGUGUCAUGAUAGUGCAACACAAGCCAACCAAAGAGUAUUACGCCAUGAAGAUACUCGACAAACAGAAGGUCGUGAAACUUAAACAAGUCGAGCACACACUUAAUGAAAAGAGGAUACUGCAGGCGAUUAGCUUCCCGUUUCUCGUCUCUUUGCGGUUUCACUUCAAGGAUAAUUCAUAUCUUUACAUGGUCCUCGAAUAUGUACCGGGAGGUGAAAUGUUCAGUCAUCUACGCAAAGUUGGUAGAUUUUCUGAACCGCAUUCGCGUUUUUACGCCGCACAGAUCGUAUUAGCGUUCGAGUACCUGCACUACCUCGAUUUAAUCUAUAGGGAUCUCAAGCCGGAGAAUUUGUUGAUCGAUUCUCAGGGUUAUCUGAAAGUCACGGAUUUCGGUUUCGCUAAACGUGUACAGGGUAGAACAUGGACCUUGUGCGGCACGCCGGAAUAUCUAGCACCUGAAAUUAUUCUCAGCAAAGGUUAUAACAAAGCUGUAGACUGGUGGGCACUCGGUGUCCUUGUUUACGAGAUGGCCGCCGGUUAUCCACCCUUUUUUGCCGAUCAACCGAUACAAAUAUACGAGAGGAUCGUUGCCGGAAAGACACGAUUCCCGACGCAUUUCGGUAGCGAAUUGAAAGAUUUGCUGCGUAAUUUACUGCAAGUCGAUCUUACCAAGAGGUACGGCAAUUUGAAGGCCGGUGUGAACGACAUUAAGGGUCACAAGUGGUUCGCCAGUACCGAUUGGAUAGCAGUCUUCCAAAAGAAAAUCGAGGCACCGUUUAUACCAAAAUGCAAAGGACCCGGAGACACGAGCAACUUCGAUGACUAUGAGGAGGAGACACUGAGGAUUUCGUUGACGGAGAAGUGCGCCAAAGAAUUCGCCGAAUUCUGAAUUUCCACAUGGAUCGAAGAUGGAUACCACGUUUCGCGUAUUUAUUCAUACGUGAUCGUUCGUUCUUUUUCGUCGCUUUUUCCAGCGAGGAAGAUAGAUGAAGUAAGAGACACGGAAUGUUAGAAGAGAGAGCGAGAGAGAGAGAGAGAGCGAGAGAGAGGGAGCGAAAGAGCGAAAGAAAGAUAGCGCGUAAACGGAAGAAUGUAUACAUGUAUGCGAGAGGGAAAGAAAGCCUGUACAUGUAUAUGCGUGUGUGUGGCGCGCGAAUGUGUGUGUGCGUGUACGGACAUCUCGGUGCAAAGUGUGAAUAGGGGGACGACGGAAUACACAGAAGCAUAGGAGAAAGAGAGCGAGAGAAAGAGAAAUGGAGAGAGAGAGAGAGAGAGAGAAAGAGAGAACAAGGAAGAUAAGCACAUAAAUAAGUACGUAGCAAAUUUUGCGCUUUGUUAUUUUGUGACUGAAAAUUUCGGUGGCAUUACGGGAAAAAAAAGGGAAGGAAUAUACGAGGAAAACACGGUAAACGGCGUCGUCGAGCGUACCGAGAGAAGAAAGAGAGAGAGUAAGACAAAGAAACAGAUAU
Habropoda laboriosa is the source of this 2568-nucleotide messenger RNA. RefSeq names its product cAMP-dependent protein kinase catalytic subunit (gene Pka-C1). The transcript has a single exon. The record is from RefSeq and is a predicted model, not a curated record. Lineage: Eukaryota; Metazoa; Arthropoda; Insecta; Hymenoptera; Apidae. Gene Ontology annotation, molecular function: ATP binding; cAMP-dependent protein kinase activity. Gene Ontology annotation, cellular component: cAMP-dependent protein kinase complex; nucleus. Gene Ontology annotation, biological process: peptidyl-serine phosphorylation. Bases 927 to 1988 code for a protein of 353 amino acids.